AUUCGACUAAUCGACGGAACGUAUAAAUAAACGCCGAUUAUAUUCGUCGCAACAAACAUUCCAUUAAUUAAUCACAUUCCACAUUCAUAGAAUUCAUAUGAGAGCCAUAUAAGUCUCGACUCGAAUUAUUUUUGAUGAAAAAAAAGUACAGUGAAAAUACGGAGCCAAAGUGUUGCAGCCCCAAUAGCCAGCCGUAGUAUAUUAAUCAUUAACCAGUGUCCAAUUUAAACCCGCCUGAAUUGAAUAUUUCAUAAGAAACUGAAGAUGGCAACUGAACAAAAGAAACCGGCAUACAUUAAGUACCUGUUCGGCGGUUUAGCUGGGAUGGGUGCAACGACGUUUGUGCAGCCACUGGAUUUGGUGAAGAAUCGUAUGCAAUUGCAAGGUGCUGGCGGUGGUAAAAAGGAAUAUAAAAAUACAUUCGAUGCAUUGACGAAAAUUUUACGAAACGAAGGCGUGACUGGCAUUUAUAGAGGGCUUGGAGCUGGUUUUAUGCGUCAAGCCACAUACACGACAACUCGUUUGGGUGUUUAUACUGGUCUUAAUGAUUCAUACAAAAAUAAAUACGAAGGACAACCUGGACUGUUGGCUUCAAUGUUGAUGGGAAUAAUCGCCGGUGCAACAGGAGCAUUUGUCGGCACACCUGCUGAGGUGGCAUUGAUUCGAAUGACAGCCGAUGGUCGUUUGCCGAUAGCUGAACGACGCAACUAUACGGGUGUGUUUAAUGCAUUGGCUCGUAUCACCCGUGAAGAAGGUGUGUUAACACUAUGGCGCGGUUGCAUACCAACCAUGGGCCGAGCGAUGGUCGUCAAUGCCGCACAAUUGGCAUCAUACAGUCAAGCCAAACAAUAUUUGGUCCGCAGUGGAUACUUCACUGAAGGUAUUAAAUUGCACUUCGUUGCCAGUAUGAUGUCUGGCUUCAUCACAACGGUUGCAUCGAUGCCCGUGGAUAUUGCAAAGACACGGCUGCAAAAUAUGAAAGUCUCGACCGAUGGCAAAGCAGAAUACCGUGGAACGGUCGAUGUGUUAUCACGAGUGGUGCGUCAAGAAGGAUUAUUCGCCCUAUGGAAGGGUUUCACACCGUACUUCUGUCGCUUGGGACCACAUACCGUACUCACAUUCAUUUUCCUCGAACAAAUGAACACCGCAUACAACAAGUAUGUGCUUGGCAUCUCAGGAGGUAGCUCAGGAUUGUAAAUAAACCCCCACCGAAUUAUCAUCUUUAGGUUUACAUCCAAAAUGCUGAUACUUGUUUUUAUUUUUAUUUAUCACAAAAAUUGUCAUUCAUUUCAAAGGCAUUGUUGAGAAAAACACACACAUGAAUUGUACUUUAGUUAUGUUUAUGCAUAACACUUUUGGUUUGAUAAAUCGCAUAACGAUUAAGUUGACCUUGAGGAAAAAAAACACAUUGACUUGAAGAAGAAAAACAUAUUGUUUCAAUGAAAUUUUUAGAUGGAAAAACUUGACAAUUUCAUAAACGAUCAAUUCAAAUCGAUAUUGUUGCUUGCAAGAUUUUUAUUGAUCCAAACAAAAUGCUAUUCAUGAAAAUGCCAUUUAUUUAGUCUCGAUUCAAUUGUGCUUUUUUCUUCUUUUUUUAAAAAACAACGAGAGCCAAUUCACAGAAAAAACGCAAAAAAAUAAAACAAAGCAUAAAAUCAAUUGCACAAAUAAAAAAUAAACAAACAAAAAGUUAUCUAAUCGCUAAAAAUAUAGUAGCAUGUGUGACACAUUGCGCAAAACUGAUGCGACAAAAAAAUCAUUGUUAAAAACAAUUUUUUUUAAGCUGUCUUCCCGGCUCAAAACAAUGUCUCAGUAUGAAAUACUGGCUCGUCAUAAAAUACGCGUUGAAACAAGCAUAGGACAAUAAAAUUAAAAGGAAAAUUGUUGUUUAAUUUGUAAUACUAUAUUCCAUUUUAUUUAUUUGAUGACAACCGGUCUCAACGGGUUAUUCAAUUAUUUGCUUAAAUAAAAAUAUUUCAAACUAUCUUAUCCGCAGGAAAACUAUCAAUUAAAAUUGUUGUUCACUAAAAAAACUAUUUCAAAUCGUUUGAAAAAUUAUAUAUGAAUAAAAUUAGUUUCAAACUGA
This is a messenger RNA of Sitodiplosis mosellana (orange wheat blossom midge), 2086 nucleotides long. RefSeq names its product mitochondrial 2-oxoglutarate/malate carrier protein-like. The record is from RefSeq and is a predicted model, not a curated record. Gene Ontology annotation, molecular function: malate transmembrane transporter activity; thiosulfate transmembrane transporter activity; oxaloacetate transmembrane transporter activity. Bases 265 to 1197 code for a protein of 310 amino acids. The transcript has 6 exons. Gene Ontology annotation, biological process: phosphate ion transmembrane transport; thiosulfate transport; succinate transmembrane transport. Lineage: Eukaryota; Metazoa; Arthropoda; Insecta; Diptera; Cecidomyiidae.